AUGGCGCAUCCCUGGGGCACCCCUCUCCACGAACCCUCGACAAAUCCAACUCCCCUGAGCUCCGGAACUCCCAUCAAAGCCGCGGGGAUAACUCCAAAAAGUGCAUGUGUGGCGCAUUCCUGGUCUGGUGUUUGGCGUUGGGUGGAUGUAGCGUUAGCCCAGAUGGUCCUGAAUCCACAGAGAGGUUUUUUCCGACUCUGGCGUUUGUUCUGGAGGACGUUGGGAAAAUCGCUGUCCCCAAAGCCGCAUGGUGGAGCCGGGGGUUUAGACCAGGUUUCUGUGAGGCAUUCGGGCAUCCCUCCCUCCCACACGGCUACAGCAUGA
Molecule: messenger RNA, 324 nt
Organism: Knipowitschia caucasica
Lineage: Eukaryota; Metazoa; Chordata; Actinopteri; Gobiiformes; Gobiidae
Source: the annotation of a GenBank genome assembly